AGCGCACCGGUUUACAGGCGACCUCAGAGGCGCUGCUGUGACAGAACAGUUUGCAAUGGACACGUCUGCACCGGAACCGAGGACCACUGAGGUUUGUGAGGUGGAGGAGGCAGAAGAAGCUGUAAGCUUGAGGAGAAGUAGUAAAUCGUCAGUUUCCAUUUAAUUCCUGCCUUUACGCAGGGUGGAGAGGCAGAGCGAUCCGCCGCCUGACAGUAAUCCUCUGCCCGGGAGGAGCAGGGAAAGCCCUUUCAAGGCUGAGGCAGAGUGAGGGAGGGAGAGUUUUAAGUCGGACGGGGAACGAGAGAGUUGUCAUAUUCGGAGCUUUUGCCCUGCCACUCGAGGUUUAACUGAUCUGCUCCAGAGCCCGGGGCGACUCUCAUUCAAGCUUCUGGGAAUUAACUUCGCACCAUGAGCGGACCGACGGACGCAGUUCAGUACCAGUCGAGCCUCUAUGGAGGAAACAGCAGCAGCAGCUCUCCCGUCUCCAGCCGUGGAAAUUCACCCAUCGUGUGUGAGCGCUGUGGGGAGGUUUGUCGUGGGGAGGUGGUGCGUGUGAAGAACACACACUUUCACGUUAGCUGCUUCACUUGCAAAGUGUGCGGCUGUGACUUGGUGCAUGCGGGUUUCUUCCACCACUCUGGUGAGUACAUCUGUACAAAGGACUACCAGCGGCUCUACGGGACCCAGUGUGACAGCUGUAACCAGUACAUCACCGGAGAGGUGGUGUCUGCCCUGGGGAGAACGUACCACCCAGACUGCUUUGUCUGCAGCAUCUGCAAAAGCCCAUUUCCAAUUGGAGACAGAGUGACCUUCUGUGGGAAAAAGUGUGUGUGUCAGCAGUGUUCACUUUCUCUGAACAGCGACAAGCCCGUCAAGGUCCACGGACCAAGCUACUGUGCCGGCUGUGGUGAGGAGAUCAAACAGGGUCAGUCUCUGCUGGCUUUGGAGAGACAGUGGCACGUCAGUUGUUUUAAAUGCCGAACAUGCGGCUGCGCCCUCACUGGAGAGUACAUCAGCAAAGAUGGGAUACCUUACUGUGAGACUGACUACCACAGUCAGUUUGGGAUCAGGUGUGAGAGCUGUAACAGGUACAUAAGUGGCAAAGUACUUGAGGCUGGAGGAAAACAUUACCACCCCAGCUGUGCGAGAUGUGCCCGCUGUCACAUGAUGUUCCUAGAAGGAGAAGAAAUGUACCUGACAGGUUCAGAGGUUUGGCACCCCAUGUGUAAAGAAGCAGCUCGGCUGGAGAGGAAACUGAGGCUGAGACGUACCUCCGAGACAGCAUCCAUUUCUCCUCCAGGCUCCUCUCCUCUCCUUGGCUCUCCUCACCGGCUCAUCUGUGCUAAGGGUGAUGGGGAUGUUUUGGAAUACAAGCAGGUGGCAGCACUUCCCAGGGUUAAAGCCAUAUAUGACAUUCAGCGGCCUGACAUUAUUCCUUAUCAGGCCGACCAUGCACAGACGCACCUCUCAGAUGACACUUUGGAGAGAUGCAACCGUAGGCAGUCAUUGGGCUCCUUAUCACCAUACUCUCAUGAUCUCUUGGAUGGCAUGGAGUUAAGAACAAGACGUUCCUCCAGCUCCCCCUAUACCGACUCACCUGCACACAGUCGUCACGGAGGCUCCCCACUGCAUUAUUAUGUCCCUGCUUCUGAAGAAACUAACAUCUAUAGAAAACCACCCAUCUACAAGAGACAAGAAAUAUCAGCCUCUACAACAGCCAAUAAGAGUAGGACCAAUGACAAUCUCACCAAUUCAAAUCGCCUUUCCACCUCAAACUGUAACAGCAUUUAUCAUCCAAACUCCAACUACUACCCAUAUACCGGCUCUCCAAAAGUCUCCAGGGUGAGGAGGUUUUCAUCUGGAGGAGAGGAGGAUGGACUGAAUCAUAAUAUAAACAGGGGAAUUGGCAGAUUGAUCCUGAAAGAGGAGAUGAAGGCACGAGCAGGUUGUCACGACAAUGACCAGUGGGGUAGCAGACACAGCUCCCGCUGUAGCAGCAAGGAGGCGCUGAGCAAUCUGGGAUACAGCUCCCUUAAUGGCUCUCCCAGGUCCCUCUGCAGCGCUGACAGUGACUCCUACAUUGCCAAAUCAGCCUCGUUGCCAGGCUACGGUAGAAAUGCACUGAACAGGCCUGGGAGUGUUGGUGGAGAUUAUUACCAGUAUGACAGCACUAAUGCAGUUAAUUGGCAGAUAAGAGAAUAUAAGAUCUACCCAUAUGAAUCCCUUGUGGUGUCAGUCAGAGGGCAGCAGCGCCUCCCCAGUGAUGUGGACCGAGCCAGACUAGAGCGUCAUCUCUCCCCAGAGGAGUUUUAUAGAGUCUUCAGCAUGUCCAUGUCUGCCUUUGACCAUCUUGCUCAGUGGAAACAAAAUGAACUGAAGAAACAGGUCAGACUCUUCUGAGAAAAGUCAACAGAUCCUUUCACUGAACCCAGCUUGAGUCCAUGGCUCAGCGGAAGAAGAACUGAACAAAAUAAGAAGGCAGAAGAGAGAUGUUCUUGGCUUGUUGUAGCUGCCAUGUGUUCGGACUUCUUAAGCAAUGUUUGUGAAGUCUGCCAAGUGGGCAAAAUUGAGGAAAAAUCCCCACCAAGAAAGGAAAACUGAGUGGUAGAAAACUAAAAGAGGAGCAGAGAGCUUCACUGGAGUUACAACGGGUUGCUUGUGCCUCUCCUACCAGCAGAUGGCAGUAUGUUUACACAAGCGUUACAGUUUUUGUCUGAACUACUGAUGUGCUUUUUAAGAAACUCCAGGUCUGCCAAAAAACGUGUAUUCUUAUGAAGUAUGUCAGCUGUUCUAGAAUCUAGUUUUAGGGGGUGAGAGUUGCUGCAAAGUCUGAUAAACUGGCAAGACAAGAAAAUGAGCACUGUGUGAUUCUCAGCACUGGGGUUACUGAACAUGGUGUAUAAAUAAUGUGUUUUUAUAAUGUGCACAUCUUGAAAACCAAAGGUUUUCGUCUACAUUUUUCAAACAACGUGUUUGAUUUUUGAUGUCAGUAUUUCUGAAGCCAUAUUACACACUUUUUUUCUACAUGUGCAAGCAGACUGGACAGUCCAUCGACGUUUGCUUUGAAAUGACAUUUGACAUAAAUGAGCUGCGUCAUGGCUCAGAGCUGGGAGGUGGUAGUUUAGAAGUGGGGGUUUAGUACUAUACACUUUAAAAUAAGACGUGUGCGUUUCACUUAUAUAUGGAAAUCCAAGUUUUUUGUUCGUAUUUGCAGUUAUUCUCAAGAAACAAGCCCGAAUUUCAGAUGCUGGACUACAGUUGAAACACUGUUUUUCUGACGUGUCGUGUAUGUGUGAGGGUGUGAGUGUAUGACUGACGAUGGUAAACAGUUAAUCAAGAAAUUUUUUUUAUUAAUAUUUAAAAGCCAUCUGAACAAAGUGAAGAACUCUGAAUAUGAGAAAUGCCAAGAAAGGAAAUAUUGAAGGAAGAAAUAUGAAAAUAUGAAGUAAAGGUUUGUGUUUGUGAUUAACAGGUGCAAUUUGUAGUGACUGAGCUGAAAGUGGUCUAAUUAAAACAAAAGGCACUGGAUAGCUGUUGCAAAGAAUGACUCAAGUUUGUUUUAACUGGCUGUAAAAGGUGAAGUAAUGCCGUUGAACCAAGUGGAGGGUUUUUGUGUUUACAGGCUGCAACAAUUAAUCACAUAUACAACGUUUGCCUUUAUGUUUAUUGGAGUUUUCAUUU
Messenger RNA from Neolamprologus brichardi, 3681 nucleotides. The record is from RefSeq and is a predicted model, not a curated record. Lineage: Eukaryota; Metazoa; Chordata; Actinopteri; Cichliformes; Cichlidae.